AUGACACUCAUCUCGCAGGCUAUCAAGCACGACCACCGCGAGCUCGAGGAUGCGUACAACAAGAUUCUUAGCGCCAGCUCGCCUGACGAGCAACGUCGAUGGCAGAAUCAGUUUACCUGGGAACUAGCCCGCCACUCUAUCGGUGAAGAGUUGCUCGUCUAUCCCGCAUUCGAGAAGAAUCUGCCCGAUGGAAAGCAGAUGGCCGAUAAAGAUCGUGCUGAACACCGGAAGGUCAAACAACUUCUUCACAAAUUUCAAGGCCUCAAACCUAACGAUCACGAAUUCACCCCAACCCUUCAGUCCCUCUGGUCCGACCUGUCACAACACAUAAAAGAAGAAGAAGAGCAAGACCUCGUGAAACUCGAAAAAGCCUUGCAGCAAUCGGACUCAGAGUCACUGACCACAAAGUUCAAUCGCACUAAGAAAUUCAUCCCAACUCGUAGUCAUCCCAAUGCACCAGAUAAGCCGCCUUUUGAGACUGUGGCGGGUUUGUUGGCAGCCCCGAUAGAUCAUCUGUCGGAUAUUUUCAGGAAGUUUCCGGCUGAGUCGAAGAGUGAAAUGCCUCCUUGA
Molecule: messenger RNA, 570 nt
Organism: Talaromyces atroroseus
Lineage: Eukaryota; Fungi; Ascomycota; Eurotiomycetes; Eurotiales; Trichocomaceae
Product: putative hemerythrin-like protein
Exons: 2
Coding region: 1-570 (189 amino acids)
Source: RefSeq, a predicted model, not a curated record